This is a messenger RNA of Aureobasidium melanogenum CBS 110374, 2328 nucleotides long. RefSeq lists its product as uncharacterized. The coding region runs from base 1 to 2328 and encodes 775 amino acids. NCBI's taxonomy places the organism in Eukaryota, Fungi, Ascomycota, Dothideomycetes, Dothideales, Saccotheciaceae. The transcript has 9 exons. The record is from RefSeq and is a predicted model, not a curated record.
AUGACUGGCAGCAUCCAAGGUUCUGCAAUUGACGACAGCUUCGAGACUCUUACCAAUGCCCCGGACGCGUGGGUGUCUGGUCGCUAUGCGGCACCGCCUCCAGUAGACUAUCAACACUACGUCGAACCAGGAGACACACGCAGCGCUGUUGACGACAGGUGUUUCACAGAGUACGGAGCUGUUGAGCACACGCGAUACGUCAGCAAAACAUCAAGGCCAUCAAAGCCUGAUCUGAAGCACCGUCGAUCGCGCCAGACAUCAACCAAGCCGCCAUCCCAUGGAAAACGACGCCCUUCGCCCAGCUUCCGCAUUCGCAGCAAGGACGGUGAUAGCGUUGUCGUGAGCAACCCAUUUGUGCUGCGCAAGCCAUCUCGCCCUCAACCUCGCCGAGAAUCAGAAACGUCCUCUCAGACAGAUGACCGAAGUCAUAACUCUUCGACGACAGCCGCUCACUCUCGUACCUUCCAGAUCCGCAUCAGAGGCAAGAAUGGCGAGGAAGCUAUACAGGAGAUCAGAAGACCACUGCACUUUGCCUCGCAGUCUGGCGACGUUCGUGAGUCGCAAGUAACUACGCUUGUUGAAGACGCCUCAGGCCGGGAGGAUGUAAAGUACUGGACUGCCAAUCAGGCAGCAUCCAGCCAGAAACACGACCAGAGACAUAAGAACAAAUCGCUAACCAAGCCGCACACAGCAGGACAACCAACUCUCACCGAUUUUGUUGUCGACUCGUCCACGACAAUCUCUUCGAUGGCUCAUAGCUCUGUCAAGAUGUCCGGGGCCCUCCCAAACUCUUCUCCUGCUCCAACCACAGACUCGUCCAGAUCACGUCUACUGCCUCCAGAGAAGCCUGCUAGCUCUUUGCACGAUUUUGGCAUAUCUGUCAGCAGACGUCCUAGUAAGAGCCCGUCACGUGCUAUCUCGCGUCAGUCCAAAUCAUUUCCAGAAAGCUCAUCCCCUACUUCUUCACAGAAUGAGGUUAUCAUAGUCUCGGACGAGUCGGUGGAGGGUUCAGUAGUGACUCCGCCAUCGUCUCUGUCGACACGUUGCAUUGUAUCAUCUCGACCGAUUUCUCCAAUCACUUUCACCGAACCGCCUGAAGCAAAUUCCGACUCUCACUCGUCAUCCAUCUCUUCCACUGUAACAGUCAACAAUUCACCGUCCAGUGCGUCUGCCAUUUCCCUCCCAAGAACCUCUCGCAUGUCAUCGAGCCGCGUCGUCACAUUGAGUGAAUCUUCGCAACAAGAACAGCAAUAUCAGGACGACUCUCGACCUGUCACCGUGUCACUGAGCAAGCAAAAAGGAUCAAAGCAAGAGGCCUAUUACAACUGGAAGGUUCCAAAAGACUCCUUGUACUCUAUCUCGACAAAAUGCUCACGACCCUCAUCCUCGAGUCAUGAUUCUGUCGCUUCAGGAGAACUCACAUCUGCAUCAUCCAAGGCUUUCAAGCACCAUAAGGAUGUACCCUCGCGCCGGACAGACGCAGAAAGUGAUGCCUCACUCUUGGUUCGGUCCACGGGUCAACAAACAUUACCUGAAGGAUACAAACCACCUCCACGCUCUUUCCGCGUCCACGAAACCGUCUCGGAGAGGACACGAACAUCUGGCCAGAGCCAAUCGGCUCGAUGCGCAAGCCGACCAUCAACGGCGACCACUCGACAGUCUACUCAGUUGGCUUCGCGAAAGUUAGUAGAAGCAGCAACCGCCGAAUGGAUAAUCGACGAGCAUUCUGAGCGGCCUGCUUCUCACUAUACAGGACCAGAAGUCGACGAAUGGGGACAAGCUGCGGAAUGGGAACAACCGUCAACGUCUUCACAUCACUCGAAGAUGUCGCGAACAUCAAGAUCGCACAAACGCUCAUCGCACAAAUCUGUCUCUGCCAGCCAUCGGUUCUGGACGGACGAACAGAAGGGUUCUCAGAAAUCGACCAGGUCCACAUCACCGAUCAACAUCGAAGAAGACUUACUUCAUUACCUGCCAGCGCCGUCUGAUGAUAACCGACUACCACCACCGAUACCUAUGCUUACUACCAUAUAUGAAGACAUGCUGACACCAGAGACUACACAUUUCGCAAGACCAGGCGCGAUCUCGCCACACCCCUUGAGCUCUGUUUCUUCGGCAGCCACAGCACGAAAGCCACCAACAAACGAACCGCAGCGAUUGAACUCGAGUGCCUCUUCAGGGGCACACGAUAGCAAUCAGAGCCGUCGAAGCUCGAGGCCGAGGAUGCUGGAGGAAGGAGCUUACCGCUCCACAAAAGAAGCUGGUCGUAGCAGUAAAGAGGAAGUAUCGCGAACAAAGGCGUCGGGCGGGGGCUGGAAAUUUUGGUAA